This is a messenger RNA of Cydia fagiglandana, 2253 nucleotides long. Its product is annotated as zinc finger protein 260-like. The transcript is spliced from 13 exons. Gene Ontology annotation, molecular function: zinc ion binding. Bases 338 to 2221 code for a protein of 627 amino acids. Lineage: Eukaryota; Metazoa; Arthropoda; Insecta; Lepidoptera; Tortricidae. Gene Ontology annotation, cellular component: nucleus. The record is from RefSeq and is a predicted model, not a curated record.
AUUUGUGUUAGAUUUAUAAGCGAAAAAAGAAAUAAUGUCUUCAAUAUUUUGUUAUCCAAGUUGAACUUCACAAACAUUCUGUUCAUUAAUCAAAAGUUUGGCGCAGCGUCCCAUCGUCGCGCCGCCAUCUCUACUAUAUAUAUCUAACUAUAGCAUCAAUAAAAUAUGAAUAGGUACGCUCGUUAGAAGUGUGGGUCUCGAUUAAUACUCCUACGUACGAUGGCAACAUCGGCCUUUGAAGGUCAAUAUUUGACAAAUGGCCGUGCAAGACAAUCUGUCACUUUCUUUUCGAAGGAAUAAACAUUGCGAGCCGUUUAUAUUUUUAUAUUAAAAAACAAUGGAAGAAAUAUGUAGAUUAUGCUGCUCUACAAAAUUCGUAAACAAUCAUUUAUUUGACGAAGAGAACGCUUUGUACUUAAAAAUGUCUCUUUUCUUGCCGAUUAAGGUGGUGCGGAGCGACCGGCUGCCGCAGCGCGUGUGCGACCGCUGCAGCUGCAGGGUCAACGACCUGUACCAGUUCUGCAAUGAAACCAUCGAGGUGCAGCAUAGGCUACGCGCCAUCUUGCAAUCGUCUGGUCUACCGGUGGACGACAUCGACCUGACGCUCGUCAAGGACAGCUCUCGCUGCGAGGCGUCCACGCAGACCGAGCCCCUUCCCCCGCCGCCGCAGAUACCCCCCAAUCCCCCUGUCAAACAGGAGCCAGAGCUGGAACCGCAAGUGAAGGUGGAAGCAGACGAGCACUUGUACGAGGACGGCGCCUGCGUGCCCUCGGACAACAGCGACGACCUGUCGCUGGUCAACCUGAAGAAGAAGAAGAAGGUCAAGCAGGAGCUGCACGGCGCAGAGAAACGGGGGCGGAAACGGAAGAAACAACUGAAGGAGUGGAACCUGCUGAUGGGUCAGCUGCCGCCCGAGCUGUCCCUGGAGCCGGUGGUGGUGAAACAGGAGCCGGGGGACAUAGCGGGGGAGGUGCUGGUCAAGCGUGAGCCGGGCGACGACAAGUUCGACUGCUGCAUCUGCUUCGCGCAGUGCUGCAGCCGCGGGGAGAUGCUGCAGCACUACAGUGCUGCAGUCGCGGGGAGAUGCUGCAGCAUUACAGGUGCGUUACUAUAUGAUCUCACCCGGGAGUGGAACCUGCUGGUGGGCCAGCAGCCACCCGAGCUGUCCCUGGAGCCGGUGGUGGUGAAACAGGAGCCGGGGGACGUACUGGUCAAGCGUGAGCCGGGCGACGACAAGUUCGACUGCUGCAUCUGCUUCGCGCAGUGCUGCAGCCUGGAACCACCCGAGCUGUCCCUGGAGCCGGUGGUGGUGAAACAGGAGCCGGGGGACAUAGCGGGGGACGUGCUGGUCAAGCGCGAGCCGGGCGACGACAAGUUCGACUGCUGCAUCUGCUUCGCGCAGUGCUGCAGUCGCGGGGAGAUGCUGCAGCACUACAGGCAGCACGGCGCGGCGGCGGCGCGCGAGGCGGCGCCGGCGCCGGCGGCCCCGGCGGCGCCCCAGCCCGGCGGCGGCCCGCUGCGCUGCCCGAGGUGCUCCAAGAUAAUGGAGGCGGACGCUUGGGCGGCACACUGGCUGCGGCACUGGGAGAGAGACCGCCGACCUUAUCGCUGUGCAAGAUGUGAGAAGACCUUCCGCGAUCAUCACCAGAUACUGAAACAUGGACUGACGCACAAGGGCGAGGCGGAGGUCGCUACGCCGGGCAAGCGCUUCGUGUGCGACCUGUGUCCUGAAGGCUUCGUUUAUAUGAGGUACCUGCUGGCGCACCGCACCCGCGCGCACCCCGAGGCGGCGGCGCGCGCGCUGGCGCUGCGCUGCGCCACGUGCGCGCGCGAGUUCGCGCACCUCAACUCGCUGCGGAGGCACCUGCGCGCGCACAGCGGCGAGCGGAACUUCCUCUGCUCCGUGUGCGGGAAGGCGCUCUCCUCCCGGGAGCACCUCAAGUUCCACCUGCGCAUACACGCCGGGUACAAGCCGAACGUGUGCGGGACCUGUGGCAAGGGAUUCGUGAAGAAAUGCAACUUGACUCUACACGAGCGCGUGCACUCCGGGGAGAAGCCCCACGUGUGCAGCCACUGCGGGAAGGCGUUCAGCCAGCGCUCCACGCUCGUCAUACACGAACGAUACCACAGCGGCGCGCGGCCGUACGUGUGCGCGCUGUGCGGCCGCGGGUUCGUGGCCAAGGGGCUGCUCUCCAUGCAUCUCAAGACCACCUGCAUCUAGCACCACCACUACACGCCACACGCCACACGCCA